Messenger RNA from Brassica rapa (field mustard), 1497 nucleotides. RefSeq names its product protein AAR2 homolog. Gene Ontology annotation, biological process: spliceosomal tri-snRNP complex assembly. Lineage: Eukaryota; Viridiplantae; Streptophyta; Magnoliopsida; Brassicales; Brassicaceae. The record is from RefSeq and is a predicted model, not a curated record.
AUGUUAGUGGGCCGUUCUGGAAUCUACUCGCCCUCUCUCCCAUUCGAUGUUUGUUUGUUUCUUUUCGUAUUGAUCGGAAAGUUAAACCCCAGAGGAGGAGGACGACGAAGGAGGAGGAAGUGAUGGAUUCGGAAAAGGCACUUGAACUAGUGAAGCAUGGAGCUACGCUUCUAUUUCUCGACGUUCCUCAGCAUACUCUCAUCGGAAUCGAUACUCAGAUGUUUACGGUGGGGCCAGCUUUCAAAGGGAUAAAGAUGAUCCCUCCUGGAAUUCACUUUGUAUUCUACAGUUCGUCCACCAGGGAUGGUAAAGAGUUUUCACCUACCAUUGGCUUCUUUAUCGACGUUACUCCUUCUCAGGUUAUUGUACGGAAAUGGAAUCAGCAAGACGAGUGGCUAGCCAAAGUAUCUGAAGAAGAGGAGGAGAGAUAUUCUCAAGCAGUGAAGAGUCUGGAGUUUGACAAACAUCUUGGUCCAUACGAUUUAAGCCAAUAUGGAGCAUGGAAGCACUUGUCUAACUACAUUACUAAAGAUGUUAUCGAGAAGUUUGAGCCAGUUGGAGGAGAGAUAACAGUCAUCUACGAAUCUGCUAUUCUAAAAGGCGGACCUAAGACCGAAAUGGAAAGAGCACUUGACGCGCAGAUGAAGAAAAGCAAGUCUGAGGCAUCAUCAUCAUCUACUGAGCAACCCAAAGGGAAUAGGUUUUACUAUACUUCUAUUCCUCGGAUUAUAAAACACAAGGGAAUUUCUGGUCAGGAGCUAACCUCUUUGAAUCUUGACAAGACUCAACUAUUAGAAAGCGUAUUGUCAAAGGAGUACAAAGCCUCGGAAGACUUGCUUCUUGGGGAGCUACAGUUUUCAUUUGUAGCAUUUUUGAUGGGGCAGUCUCUUGAAUCCUUCAUGCAGUGGAAGUCCUUAGUUAGUCUUUUACUAGGCUGCACUGAAGCGCCAUUUCAGACUAGGAGUGAACUAUUCACAAAGUUCAUUAAGGUCAUCUACCAUCAACUAAAAUAUGGACUACAGAAAGAGAGCAGUGGUCCAGAGAUGGGCGUACUUGCACUUCUUGAUGAUUCUUGGUUAGCUUCAGAUAGCUUUCUGCACUUGCUUUGCAAGGACUUUUUUGCGUUAGUGGAAGAGGCAUCUGUAGUUGAUGGAGAUUUAUUGUCGUGGACAAGGAAGUUCAAAGAGUUGCUUGAGAGCAGAUUAGGAUGGGAGUUUCAGAAGAAGAGUGAUGUUGAUGGGAUCUACUUUGACGAAGAUGAUGAGUAUGCUCCUGUGGUUGAGACGUUGAACGAAAGUCAUGGAGACUAUAUGGCCACAUAGAGGACGUAGAUGCAAGCUUUCAUCGAUUUUACCUUUGCUUGCACAGAUGUUGGUAUGAUGCUAGUGUGUUGAGUGUUAUUCUAACACGAGUUAAUACAAUUCUUACAUUAGUGCAAAAGUAUGUAGAAUUUGUUUAUUUCAGAUCUUAAAAGUCUUCUUCCUCGAGAAGAGAAUA